AAAAAGGCUGUGAAAUUCGGGGUUGUUGCUGGUAUCAAGUUAUGGCCAGAAGAAAACCAUUGAAGUCAAAGAUUGAAAAUGACACACAAGCACCUGUAGACGUACCAUACUGUUUCUACCCAAGGAAUUUCCCAAGUUAUUUAGUAGAUGAAAGAAAUGAUACACCAGUUGGAUUGAGUAUUAAACUAAAAGGAAAACCUCCAACAUACUAUCCUAAAGGUGUAAAACAACUGGCUGUAGAUGUUUCAUUUGAGUCUAAUCAAAGAUUACAUGUCAAGAUAUUUGAUCCAUUAAACAAGCGUUAUGAGGUACCAUUAGAUGUCCCAAAGUGUAAGAAGAAAGCUACAGAACCUGUGUAUACAGUCACCAUUAGUGAACCAGGAUCGCCUUUCUGGCUUAGCGUAACAAGAACAAGUGAUCUCACUAAUGUGUUUUCAACAAAAGGAGCAGCACCAUUGAUUUUUACAGAUCAAUUUCUUCAACUAUCAUCUCUACUCCCCUCAUCAUAUAUUUAUGGUAUUGGUGAACAUAGAAAUAAUCUCAUGCUGAAUGUAAACUGGACUAGAAAAACACUGUGGAAUUUAGAUCAAAUUCCUGAGGAGGAUUUAAAUCUAUAUGGUUCACAUCCAUUCUAUCUUGUGAUGGAAGAGAAUGGGAAAUCUAGUGGAUUCUUUCUCCUUAACAGCAAUGCUAUGGAUGUUGUGUUACAGCCAUAUCCUGCCAUUACCUGGAGAACAACAGGUGGAAUUCUCGAUUUCUACAUUUUCAUUGGUCAGAAUCCUGCUGAUGUCAUGAAAGAAUACACCAAUGUGAUUGGUCGUACAUUUAUGCCACCAUAUUGGAGCCUUGGAUUCCAUAUUUGUCGAUUUGGUUAUAAGUCUGUAAAUGAUACAAUGAAAGUUGUUAACAGGGUUAGAAAAGCAGGAAUUCCACAG
This is a messenger RNA of Ruditapes philippinarum (Manila clam), 935 nucleotides long. Its product is annotated as lysosomal alpha-glucosidase-like. Gene Ontology annotation, molecular function: carbohydrate binding; alpha-1,4-glucosidase activity. The record is from RefSeq and is a predicted model, not a curated record. Gene Ontology annotation, biological process: carbohydrate metabolic process. NCBI's taxonomy places the organism in Eukaryota, Metazoa, Mollusca, Bivalvia, Venerida, Veneridae.